AUGGAGCCCUCGCCUGCCGCAAUGGAAACCCCGAGUGGCGUUCCCGGCGACGCCGGAAGCUCAGACGAGAAGCAUGCCGAGCAACGCUGGGAUGCUCCGGCGUUGAACGGCGAUUCUGGUAGUGAUGUGAUCAAUGAUAUUUCAUGUGUGGGUAGCUUAAAGGGCGGUCUUCAGGGUUCAGGAGCAGCGGACUCGACAGGGGGUUUUCCUCGGGAACCCGGGCUCUCUCCUGACCUCCAACAGGCUCGUACUGCCGGCCUUGAUUGUAAUGACCCGAGCGACAGGGAUUCGCGUCGUGAGGAGACGCCGGCCGGCAGUUUUGCACCGCCACCAGGGGUGGCUGUGAGUGAACUCAACAGCUCUAGCAGUAGUGAACGACGCAGGAGGCAAGAUGUUCCCCCUUCGGAAGGCCAGCGAGAGGAGGAAGAGGAGCGCGUAGUUGUCGCAAGGUUACCCCACCAUACAGAGGAGAAAGACGUCGAACGGGGUACGGGCAGCGACGGUGGAAACGAGACAGGACGGACGAGAGACGCUGCAGGUUCAAACAGAGAAGAAGGUCUAGCGACCGCCGGCAAUGGUAGAAAGGGCGGGAGCGGAAAUGACGACCACAACGACAUUGGUAGUGCGGACGGAGCGUCGUUCGUGAAGGACGACAACCUCUCGGGAUCGGAAGACGAGUUCGGCAGAGGGGUUGCCAAGCACAUCGGCAACAAUCAGCAGCAGAAACGACGAGAGCAACGGCACAGGCCGAGCCAGUCUCCUAACGAGGAGCAGAGUGGUCGUCGGAGUGGCAGCACCGGCAGCAGUGGGAGCAGCGGCAGCGGGAAGGGCGCGGACGAUACCCUCCCAACGUUCGUGCGUCCCCGCCGUCUCUCAAUGGAGUGCGACUCCGAGCUGCAGAGGACUCUAGCCAACGAACUAAUGGGGAUGAGUCGGGCGGCGGCGGACAAAUCCGUAGGGGAGGAAGAGGUCGAACGAGAGGAAGAACACCGCCAAACGCUGCUGAACAUGACGCCGGGGGUCCUCGCCAGCCUAUUCGAUGACGACGAUGACGACGGCGACGGCGAGUGGUUUCAAAGAAAUUCAGACCCACCGCGUCCUAGUACCACCGAUGGUGGUGACGCUGGUAGCACGGACGCCGGCGUGAACAAGCGCCACCGCCGCUCUCUCUCCUCCCACAGCGAGGGCCGAGCCCCUUCCUCCUCUCGGAGAAGACGCAGAUCAGACGAAGCAGACAUCGCAACCGAGUCGACACGAAACGACGGCGUUCACGACGACAACGACGACGACUCCACCAAUACCGAGGUGUCACCGACCCCGAAGAGGAAGCCCUCUGCCACGUUUCGAGCCGAGACCAGGAACCCUUACCCUAGACGCAGCAGCGACGACCGUGACAAAGGUGACCUCGAGCCGUCGUCUCGCCUGCGGAAGUCCUCCGCUUCUCGCCUUUCGAGAGGGAAGCAGCGGAACGGCGGUACCACCUUGGGGGAUGCCGCCGCCGCUCCCGAAGACCCACGAUCAGACAGAGACGGCGACGGCGGGGGCGAGAAAGCGGCAGGGUCGGGUGACGGAGAAAGAGAAGGAACAGUGGUGGUAGAGAGUGGCGCGGUAGGAGAGGCGGAGGGGACCGGCGGGGAGCAGAGGAGGGACUCGGGGGGCGGCCUGAACCGGCGACCGAAGGGCCCUGGACCGAUCGUCAUGAACGCGAGCCACUGCGAAUAUGCCGUCGUGCGAGAGUGCGCCCUAGAGCUCGGGUGGAGCCUGUGCGAGACGAAGUUUAGCCGCCACAGCGACCCUCUCACCAAAAAGCCGCGGACGGAUGAGGCAAACCCUAACAAGACGGCGGACGCUUCCUACACGUGCACCCACAAAGGCAUGUGUAACAAGCUCUGGAACGUGAUGUGGCACGACCACGGCAACUUCGAGGAGUACCUACAGGGCCUUCAGUCAUUCCAGUACUACAGCCACCUCCCGGGGCUCGCCUUCUUCGCCCGUAAGGCGGGCCUCGCGAUGCUCAUGUCGCGAAUGUACCACGAGGCCCCGAAGGAAUACAAGUUUUUCCCCGAGACGUGGGUGUUGCCGGCAGAAAUGAACGAGUUCAGGGAGGAAUUCGGCCCCAAGGGCACCAGCAAGUCGAUUUUCAUAAUCAAGCCGGAUGCCGGGUGUCAGGGAAAGGGGAUCUUCCUCACGAAACAGCUGAGCUCGGUUGCAGCGCUGCAGGGCAAGUCUGUCGCGCAGCGCUACCUCACGAACCCAUUGCUGAUUGACGGGUACAAGUUCGACCUGCGGCUGUACGUGCUGGUGACGAGCGUCAACCCGAUGCGCAUAUUCCUCUUUGAGGACGGGCUUGUCCGCAUCUGCACCGAGGCAUACGAAGCCCCGGCGGAGAGUAACAUCAACAAGACUACCAUGCACCUCACCAACUACAGUGUUAACAAGACUAGCUCUAACUUCACGAGCGAUGACAUGGGAGAGAGCGGGUUCAAGCGGUCUGUCAAGUGGUUCAAGAAGUGGCUUGAUGAACAGGGCCACGACAGCGCGGCCCUGUGGGCGCGGCUGGCCGACGCCUGCGUCAAAACGUUCCUGACGGUUGGCCCGAUGCUGCGUCGAGAGUACAACGCCGCCAACCCGCCCCCCGGAGGCUUCGCGUCGGCGGCGGCGUCGAAAGGAAAGGCUGCCACCCCUACCCCGCCGCCCCCGCGGUCGACCUGCUUCACCAUCGUCGGGGUGGAUCUGAUGGUGGACGACGAGCUUGACCCAUGGAUAAUCGAGAUCAAUCAUUUGCCUUCUUUCAGGACUGAGACGGGGAUGGACUACAGGAUCAAAAAGCAGCUGGUCUUCAACACGCUCAGCCUACUCGACGUUCGGGUCGGGGAGAGAGAGGAAUGGCAAACGGAGAUGGAGAGGGUCAAGAGGAUAAGGCUGUUCGGCUUGCCGCCGAAAGACGGCGGCCAGAGCCCUGUGAGCGGGCCGGGGGGCGGUGGGGAGGCGGGGCGAGGGGGAGGGGGCAUCAGCCCCAAAAACAGCUCCAAGAAGAAGAAUCGAAGCAGGCUAGCGGUCGGACGGGCCCGCGAAGAGUUCGAGCAGGCCGUUAAGGGGGGCUUUGAGCGCAUUUUCCCGCCCUCGGAGACGUCACCGGAUCCCAGAGCAUCCUAUACUAAGCCUGCUUCAGGCUGGAUGCAUCAAAUGGACGAAAUUCAUGGAGGAGCCGUCUUCAGGUCUGCGAGCCCGCCUCCAAGUCCUAGCCGCGGGAACCGGCCGGGCUCAGAGCAGCCCCGGUCAUCACUGGUCGGCGCAAAAAACUCGCCAGAGCAGUCCGCACAACAUUCCGCGCCGCCCCGGGCUUCGCUUGCGACUGAGUCCCCGCCGGUCUCCCGUGCAACCGUCGACCACAGCGAUGGACGAGGCGAGAGUGGGAGUGGGCGUAAAUCCUCCGGUGCGCUCCCGGGUGCGAUUCCGCCGCCGGUAGUCAUUGACGCGACCGCGACGACGGGCCCAGGGAGAGAAGCAGAGAUAAAGGCUGGCUCCACCGCUCCGGCGGCAGGCGCAGCCGAGGAGGCAUGCAGCCAGGACGGGGACGGCGAAGACUCUUCCCCGCCACCGAGAACGGAUUCUGUCCCUGGCGGUGACGGAGGCAGCCGGGGUGGUGGCGAUCUUCCUGAAGGCAGGAAACAACGCAGAGUAGAGUUUGUAGAGGGCGACACCUCCGAUCACGGUAGCGGCGGUUUUGCGUCGGGGGAUGCAACGUCUCCGUCCUCUACCUCGCGCCGGAGAAGGAACAGCGGGAGGGGGAAACGAAGCAAGAAGAGUGGCAACAAGAAUAAGAAAUCGCCGUCUCGGAGCCCGGCGAGAAGGAGGGGCAGGGGCCGCGGCGCCGGCUGCAGGGAUUGGGAGAAGGAGGCCAAGCGUCGAAAAAAGCUCUUCAAGAAGGCCGCAAGGUUGGCUGCAGAGGCGGCGGCGGCGGCUAUAGAGGGCAAGGCGAUAAUGAAUAGCGGUGUUGGUGGGGAAGGGAGAGAAAAUAACGGGGGGCACCUUGGGGGGGAGGAAACGGGGACACCCACGGCGGGAUGUGACGAGAGGUGGGGCGGUCGUCAUCAGGACGGGCGGGAGAGCAUGGUGGAUCUGGAAGGCCCGCAUCAGGACCUGCACCAGCACAUGCAGAUGCAGAUGCAGAUGCAGCAGAGUCGGCAAUGGAGUGCCACCGAGAACCUCGAGUUCCAGCAGAGCGUCUACACGCGGUCUGCGGGGUGGCCUACGACCGGCUAUCGAGGAAUGGGUAGCAUCGUACGGACCAACAACGAGCCCGGGGCGUGGAGAGGGACCGGAGGCGCGGCGGGGACAAUGGGGGGGUUUCCUGUCGGCUGCGGUCUGCGGCGUCGCGGCGAGGGCGCCGAGGCGGCCGAACAGCGCGGCGCAGUACACGGGGGCAAAGCGAAGGGCGAUCGAGGUGCCGGCGGCCCACCCGGUAAGGAUGCCGCCGCCGGCCGCUGCCGAGACAGCCGCUGCGUUGCCUCCGCUUCAGCCGCAGCGCCAGCCGGAGUCGGCGGCGGCGGUGGCGAGAGCCGGUUCCAUUAUCGCGGGUGGUAG
Messenger RNA from Ectocarpus siliculosus, 4587 nucleotides. NCBI's taxonomy places the organism in Eukaryota, Phaeophyceae, Ectocarpales, Ectocarpaceae. The record is from the annotation of a GenBank genome assembly.